Panthera uncia (snow leopard) is the source of this 11500-nucleotide messenger RNA. It is a transcript of the gene BCLAF3, whose product is annotated as BCLAF1 and THRAP3 family member 3. The record is from RefSeq and is a predicted model, not a curated record. Bases 3259 to 5403 code for a protein of 714 amino acids. Gene Ontology annotation, biological process: positive regulation of transcription by RNA polymerase II. Lineage: Eukaryota; Metazoa; Chordata; Mammalia; Carnivora; Felidae. Gene Ontology annotation, cellular component: mediator complex. The transcript is spliced from 12 exons. Gene Ontology annotation, molecular function: DNA binding; transcription coregulator activity.
UCCAUUGUUUCGUUUUCCUUCUAAGAGACUACAGUAUUAACACAUAUUAUUCCUUCUUUACCUGUCUUCUUUUUCCACUACUUUCUUUCUGACUCGUUCUCUCUCUCUCACUCACUCACUUAUUGUCAUUUUCAUUUUUUUGGUUUUCUUGUUUUUCUUCAAUGUCUCUUAUCUGAGUUGAUUCUCCCUUGGACACCUUGUAAUUUAUUUUUCACUUCUGAGAUAAUGUAGUCUUUUUUGCCCAUUUUUUCCUCUGAGUUCAGUUAACUUUUUUUUUUUUUUUUGUAAUUUCACUCUGGGUUUUUAUCUGUUUCUGUUCUUAGUUUUUAAAUUUCUGAUUCAACGUGAGUUUUUUUUUUUAAUAUAUCCUUAAAUGCUUUUGGAUAUAUUUAAUUCUGCUUGGAGUAUAGACUUAGAGUUUUUUCUGCUUCGGUUUUUUGGAGAGGAAUUUUCCUCAGUUGAAGAAUUCUCUUUUUUAACUUUCUUAUAAACACGUGGAAAUCAUUAGACUUGAAAAAUUUUGCAAAUCUCAUGAGUAUGAAAUGGUAUCUCGUUGUUUUAAUUUUAUCUUUCUGAUUAGGUAGGGUUGUUUAUCUUUUCAUAUUUAUUAGACAUUUAUGUUUCCUUUUUAUUGUAAACUCAAAGGGUAGAGCUGCCAUUUACUGAGGUGGGGCAGAGACUAUAGGAGGAGCAGAUUUUGGAGGGAGGUCAGGAGUUUGGUCUUGGACAUGUUUACAGCAUCCAAUAGGCUGUUGGAUAUGUAAGAGUGCAGUACAGAGGAUAGGUGAGGGCUGGAGAUAGAAAUUUGGGGGUUAUUAGUUUAUGAAGAGUAUUUAAAGCCAUGAGACUAAAUGAGAAUAUAGACUGGGGAGAGAGUGUAGACAAUGAGAGGUCCGGAGACUGAAGUCAUUGUUUAGAGGAUAACUGGCUUCACUAUUUAGGGUUCAGAGUGGUGAAGAGGGAGGUGGGGAGAAACCAGUAAAGGAGACAGAAGGAAUUUAAAGGUAGGAGGAAAACCAGGAAAGUGUAGUAUUCUGGAAUUCAAGUGAAGAAAAUGUUUCUGGAAGGAAGGUAUGAUCGACUGGCAAGUGCUGCUGGUAGAUCCAGGAGGAGGAGGAGAAAUAGCUGUUAGAUUUAGUGACAUGGAUUUCAUGAUUGAUCUUGACUAGAGCAGUUUGGUGCGGUGGUGGAUUAGAAGGCGAGAUUGGUGAGGGGCCAAGCAAGAAUAGGAGAGAAAUCAGAGUGACUGUCGUAUAUAGGCAGCCCUUUGAGGAAUUUGGUUAUAAAUGGAGAAAGAGGAUGGUAGUCCCAGGAGGAUGUGGUUCUGGAGAGUUGGGAGCUUCACCAGAGGGAAGUUGUAUGGUGAUGGGAAGGAUCUACUGAAGAGGGGGAAAUGCUGUGGGAGGAAGAGGAAAAUUGCUGGAGUUGGGUCUUUCAGCUUAGUUAGAGGAUGUGUCCACUGCUGUUCUGGGAGAGAUGGCUUCUUUUCGCACCAGUGUCCUCAUCAGCAUCUUCCUUGGAGUGAAAGUCUCUGCUGUCCAGUCGUCUUUCUGUGUUCAAGGGCAGAUGGGUUCAUUCACUGCACCUGGCCCUGUACAGUUCACUCUGAAGUAGCAGCAUAAACCAAUGUAUCUACUGUUAUUGACAUCACCUUCUCCCCAGUAACAAACCCUGCUGGUGUUUAGUCUUUUCUUUCUCUCUGUCCAUAAAUUUUAGAAAGAAGCUGGUUCCUUUGAUGAAUUUUGCUAGUCACAAAUAAGUUAGUUUAAAUCCAAGAUUGGCACAUUUUUUUUUGCAAAGGACCAAAUGGUAAAUAUUUUAGGCUUGGUGGUCUACAUAUAGUUGCUAUUACAUAUUCUUCUUCUUUUUUUUAACAACGCUUUAAAAAUGUAAAAACCAUUCUUAGGUUUUUACUCUAUGGUUUAAGUGAACUCUCCUCCUUUCUUAUCCAUUAAGCUCCUGAGCCCAUACUUUUCAUUACUAGCUUAUGUGCCCUAAGCAACUGCAAGCAAAGUUCACUUUUUAAAAAGGUUUUAUUGAGAUAUAAUUUACAGGUUUAAAGAGUGCAAUUCAGUGGUUUUUGGUAUGUUCGCAGAGUUGUGCAACCAUCUUCAUAAUAUCUGAUUUAAUUUCAGAGGGUAUUCAUUGCCCCAAAGCUAACUUUUUUAUAGCUUUGAGGUAUGAUUUAUAUGCAAUAACAUUUUUGAGUGAAGUUUGAAUUUUAAUAAAGCUAAUUUUAAUAUUAUCAAAGGAAAAUACCGUUUUUUAAUGUUUAUUUUGAGAGAGUGAGCGUGAGAGCGUGCGCGUGUGGGAAGGUGAGAGAGAGAGAGAGAGGGAGAAAGAGAAUCCCAAGCAGGCUCUACACUGUCAACACAGAGCCUGAUGCGGGGCUUGAUCCCACAAACCGUGAGAUCAUGACUUGAGCCGAAAUCAAGAGUUGGAUGCUUAACUGACUGAGCCACCCAGGUACUCCUCAAAGGAAAAUAUUCUAAGUAAUACUUUUGUUUUUGAGCCCCACAGAAUUACUAAAUCUUAUUUUCUCCCAUGGGACCCCCACCUUUUUCUUUAAGCCAUUAGUUCUGUAUUCCUUGGACCAACAGCAUCCAUAUCACUUGGGAACUUGCUAGAAGUAAGGCUCACCCUUGGGGUAGGGCCCGGCAAUCUGUGUUUUAACCAGCCCUUCAAGUGAUUCUGAUGCACACUGAAGUUUGAGAGCUGCUACUCUAAAUUCUGUUGCUGAGUGGAAUUGCUGGGUUAUGGCAUAUGAGCAUGUUCAACUUUAAAUGGGUACUGUCACCUCCUUCCAAAUUGGUUAAUGCUCAUGUAUACUCCCUAGCAGUAUAUGAGAGUCCUUAUUGUUCUACAUCCUCACCAACACUCCAGAAUGUGCAACUUUGAUUUUUUUGUGUGGGUGUGGAAUGGUUAUGAUCUUAAUUUGUGUUUACUCAGUUACUAAUGAGGUUGAAUAUCAUUAUGUCCAUAGGUAAUUUGAGUUUUGUGUUCUAUGAUAUGUUGCUAGGAGUUUUUUGCCUAUGAAAAUAAAUAUAGUUAUGCAAACAAAUAAUCACAAUGUAUUGAAAUCAUCGCAGAAUAAAUCUGGAAUUUCCAAGAAGGAAACUCAGGGGGAAAAUAACAAAGUCAAGGAAAGAAUCCCAGGGGAGAUGCUGGUCAAACAGUCCUGAAAGAAGAUUUGUCAAGUGGAGUGAAGGAAGACCAUCUGUGUGUGUAAAAAGUAAAUAGUGGCUCACAUGUCAGAGGAUGGCACGGUCACGCUCUAGAUCCCCCAGGUGGAAACACAGGUCAUUAUCACCAGUACCUAGAAAUUCUGAACACUACAAGCAAAGGUACUCUCAUGGGCAUUAUGGCUGUGAAUAUAGGAAGGAUCCAAAGAGACCCACCACUUGGCGAAUGGGCAGUGAGAAACAUGGACAGAGUAAACCAAGGAUUCCUUCUCGUGGAAAUAUACAUUACCGAUCUUAUGAACAUAGAUCACCUUCCCCAAACAUAAGAAGAACCUCUUCAGAAAAUGUUUAUACUUUUAAGCCUUACCGAGAAUACUUACCAGGAAGAAGAGAUGGUAACAGAGGAUUGCACUAUAUGCCCCAAUACUCAGAAGGUGUACCUUACAAAGAGAACCAGAGGAAUUUUUAUCCCCAGAAAGUACAAGGAAGGUAUAUUCCUGAUGACCACAGAGUUAGAGGAAGUGGAAAAGGAGGGAAGCCACCUCAGAGGUCAAUAGCAGAUUCUUUUAGGUUCGAAGGAAAGUGGUAUGAAGAUGAGUUGAGGCACCAGAGGAUACAAGAUGAAAACCAUUCUCAGUCACUUAGAAGAGGCUCUGAAGACUUUGAGAAAAGGAGCUCUUUUCAGAAGAGGUAUCCUGAGGAUCGUGAUUUCAGAAAAUAUGGACACACAUCAAAAAGACCUAACGACAUGGAGAGGUACGAAAACAGAGAUCCUGCCAGGAACCCACAGUGGAAGUUCGAGCAUUCUCUUCCGUCUUACCAAGGGAGGAAAGAGCAAUGGAACCUUGGGCCCCAAACUCAUCGACAUGCUCAGAGGGAACCCCCAGAGACCAGUUCGGCAACCAGGGUAUCCUGUGACUAUCGCCACAAACGUCCUAAGACGUCAGGUGGGGACCAGGACUUUUCUGCUGGAAGAAUUCCGAAGUACUCUAAGGAAGAAGAGAGAAAAUACAAUUCUCAAAAAGGCCCUGUAAAUAGACAGUCCAUUUGUCUUACUGCUGGAAGAGGGAGAGAGACUGAAGGUGGGCAAGUCCAAGAACCUCUCACACCACCUAAGAAAGACUGCACUGCCUCUACUCGCUCGCGCGAAAGUGACAUUGGCCUGAGACCCUACAAUGACAAACGGAAGGAGAAAAUAAAGAAAGACGGGGAUGGCGGAAAAGAGAGCAACUCUUCCAGUAACCAACUCGAUAAAAGUAACAAACUUUCCAAUGUGAAACCUUCAUCUGCCAGUCUUAGGAAGAAAUCACUUACUGUUAAAGUAGAUGUGAAGAAAACAGUAAAUACAUCCAGGGUUGCUUCUAGCUAUUCCACAGAGAGACAGAUGUCACAUGAUUUGGUUGCUGUUGGCAGGAAAAGUGAGAACUUUCAUCCAGUGUUUGAACAUCUUGACUCAACUCAGAAUACUGAAAACAAACCUACAGGAGAAUUUGCUCAGGAAAUCAUAACUAUAAUCCAUCAAGUUAAAGCAAAUUAUUUUCCAUCACCUGACAUUACUCUACAUGAGCGUUUUUCAAAAAUGCGAGAUACACACGCUGCAGAUGUAAAUGAAGUUAAAUCGAAUUCAGAUCCAGAAAUUCACAGGAGAAUAGAUAUGUCUUUGGCUGAGCUUCAGAAUAAACAAACAAUGGUAUAUGAAUCAGAACAGACUCUGGUCAAAAUAAUAGACCCAAAUGACCUACGACAUGACAUUGAAAGAAGGAGAAAAGAACGGUUACAGAAUGAAGAUGAGCACAUUUUUCACAUAGCUAGUGCUGCAGAGAGGAAUGAUGAGCAUUCCAGUUUUUCAGGGUUGAAGAAUAUUCAUGUUGAUGAAUUCCAAAAACCUAUAGGUUUUACAAAAUCAAAUUUUAGAAAAUUUAUUCAGAAACCGCACAUGAAUUAUACCAUGCAGGAAAAAGACGUCAUUACUCACAAACCCUUUGGAGCUGAGGGAAACCGUCAAAACACAACAAGCUUUAGAAGACCAUUUAAGACCAACUUUAGAGGUGGCAGAUUCCAGUCCCAUUAUAAAUCAGGCCUAGUACAGAAGAGCUUAUACAUUCAAGCUAAAUAUCAGCGUUUACGAUUUGCUGGCCCAAGGGGAUUUAUCACUAAUAAAUUCAGAGAAAAAUUACUGAGGAAAAAAAAGGGGUAUACAAACAUUGCCACCCCAGUCUAAUCUGGAAUUGUUACAAACGGAAACGACACUACAGGAUGGUAUUCGGGAGCAUCUCUUUUUAUCAGAAGUUAGAAUUGGCACUCAAGCACUAAUACUGUAAUUUCCUUGAUAACAUAACUUUAUUUUUCUGUAGCAGAAUGCUGCAACUUUUUUACACUUAACACUUGCUUUUAAAUUACAGUAUUCAAUGUAAAAGUUGUAUUAACUACAGUUUCUUUUGCAAAAAGUCUUACAAGGGCAUUAUUUGUUGAUGUGUUUUUCUCUGAGCAUGGUUUCAUAGAGAACUUAACUGAGUUACAUCCAGAUGUUUAUAUGUUUAUAUGUUGAAAGUUUUGCUUAUGUAAUAAAAACAAAAAAAAAGUACCUGAAUUGUAUAGUGUCUGUACAUGAAAGAACUUUAAACAGUGGCCUUAUGGUAGCAAAUUUUAUACCAGUUUUUCUUUUUUCUGAUGAUAGUUUGGCUUAUAACUUGAAGUUUGCUUAAGUUUCUGAAGAUCAAGGCCUAUAUAAUUUAUACAUUUCAUAUUAUGAUAUAAGAAGGCAAGAGAAAAGGUGCUUCAAAAUUUCCAUCAGGUAGUUAUGAGUGCACUGAAUUUUUAGUAAUUGGUUUAUUCAGUUUUUUCCACAACUAUUUGCUCUUUCCAAUUUCAAAAUGCUAUUGUGGAAAAUAUGUAAAGAUUUUGUAAUCUCUGUUCCAUCUUAUUUUCCCCUCAGGGCAAGCUUGUGCAUAUCCUGUUUUUAAAGGCUUUUUAAAAAUCUGACAGACAAAAUUUCAUAUUUGGAAAUUGUACUUUACUACUACAGCAUUAUACAUUUUGCAAACACAUAAAGUGUUUAUUUUCAGUUCAGUUGUAUUGAGUACAUACUAUCAUAAGGUAAAAUUGAUGGGAUUUUAAAUAAUAUUUUAAGUCCCGGUACCUUAUUUCUUUAUGUUUUCUGUGUUCUGCUUAAUAGUACAUACACAUUCCCCGUGAAAUUUCUGUGAACUGCUUAUUUGUAAUAAAAUAAAAAACUGUUGCUCCUCCUGCUCGAAGAAGUUACUUGCCAGUUUGUGAGAACAUUAUUUUAAUUUCAGAUGAGAAUUACAGCCCUGAGUAGGACUUGUUGAUAUUUAAAAUAGUUCGGCACUUACAAAGGCAGAACUUUUAAAAUCAAAAUCUGGUAAGAACUUGAUUUCUCAUGACUGGAUGUGAAAAAUCUUGCUACAAACAUUUAAUUUUUUUUUUUACAUAUCUUUGUAAGAUAGGGCAGCCAUUUCCUUAGUGGGUCAGCAGUAAGUGGGGGCGAGAGUACUUGCAUUAAAAUUGGGUAAUAAAUUUAGGUCGAUGUCCUGUCUUAAUGCUGUGUACUGUCUCUGUGAGUCAGGUUUUCCAAACAUAUUGAACAUUCCACUUAUGGUAAGAAAGAAAUACAUGUGCACAGUAGUAUGACAGCUUUAUAUUGUGUUAGGUUAACUAUUUGGUCAACACAUGUUUAUUGCACAGGUCCCAUGCUAAAAUUAUAGCAAUGAACAAGAGAACAAGACACGUGGAGUCUGCCUUUAUGGUCCAAACAGUCUGAUAUGGAAACUGGACAUUAAACAUGGAAAUGUAGCUCAGUAGGCAGCAUUAAUUCUCUGGCUACAUUUAUUGUGGCACAUAAGGCUAAGGCAGUUGACUUGACCUUGAUCAUUCCACAACUGAUUUCCUCUUUAGGCAUGUUUGGAUAUACUUUUGGCAUCAUCUCAAUAUGCAAAGCAUGUUAUUUGCAAAACACCUAUUUGUAAUGUGGGUGUAUUCAUAAAAUAUUGAGUGCGUAAGAUUUAAAGCCUAAAAAGAAAGGCUUGCUGUAUAAUUUCGAGUAUAACAUAAGGACAGGAACUGUGUCUGUCUCGUUCACCAUAGUAUCCCCAGUUCCCAACAUCCUACUUGGCACACAGUAAGAACUCAUUAAAUAUUAGUUUAAUGAAUGAGUAACAAGUAGAAUAUGUUUUUUAGGAACUAAACAUCUAACUUGCAUGUGGAGGUUGAACAAAAGUUUAUCUUAUCCAUAGCAUUUUUUAUUGACUGAGAAGAAUUUGAAUUCUCCAAUGCAUAAGACUAUAAAAGAGAAGUUGUUUUGGUAAGUCACAUACCAUUGCCCUCUCCCCUUCCCCCCCACUGUAUGGUAGGUAUCCUCUUCUCGGCACUGGGGAGACAAAGAUAAUAAUAUGACAGAGUUCCUCCUCUAAGGAAACUCAUCAGCUGUUGGAGAAGAGAUUCACAAAAACAAAGAAUUCAAUAUAGAGUGUUAAGUGCUUUACUGCAGAUAUAUUUACAGAAGUUGAGAAAAAAAGUUGGCAUUCCUGGUUCAGUAUCCCCUGGUAACAUUUUCUUUCUUACUGAUUUCACAAAACUCAAAAGGCACUGUUCUGUUAGUGGUUUUGCUGGUUUUAAAAUUUUAUGGGUUGGGGAAAACUGGGUAAAGUGUACAUGGGAUCUUUCUGUAUUAUUUCUUAUAGGUCCAUGUAUAUCUACAUUUAUCUCAAUAUAAAUUUCAAUUAAAAAUAUAUACCCAUAAUCUUAUCACAGACAAAACUGCUAUACGUAUUUAGGAGGCCACAUUUUCUUUUUUUCUCUCUUGGAAAAAACUAUUAUAUUUACAUUGUAAUAAUUUAUGUAGAUGCAUAAUAUGGGCCACAUUUUACCCAACAAAUCCUACAUUUGUGAAGUUUAUUUUUUAUUCAUUCUCUUCUAAGGGUAUUUUUUUUCUUUUUUUAUGAAUAUAAUUUAUUGUGAAAUUGGCUUACGUACAACACCCAGUGUUCAUCCCAACAAGCGUCCUCCUCCCUGCCCAUCACCCACUUUCCCCUCUCCCCCACCCCCCCCAUCCACCUUCAGUUUGUUCUCUGUAUUUAAGAGUCUCUUGUGGUCUGCUUCCCUCCCUCUCUGUUUGUAACUUUUCUUCCUUCCUUCCCUUCUCCCCUGGUCUUCUGUUAAGUUCUCAAGAUCCACAUAUGAGUGAAAACAUGACAUCUGUCCUGCUCUGACUGACUUAUUUGUGAAGUUUUUUUUUUAAAAAGGAUGGAGAUACUUCUAGGCAGAAGUAGGAAAAGUAAAGCUGAAUCAGAAACUCACCUUCUCCAUUACCUAGCAAACUCAGUAAACCUUGGCCACAGAUUAACCAGCAGCAACCAAUCAAGGGAGAGGGGAGAAGAUGCUUUUGCAACAAGCUAUGGUGUGACUUCAACCCCGCCCCCGCCCCCUAAGUAGCACAGAGUAAAGAAACAAAGUUGGCGACAUCUUCGUGACAAGGGGCCCCAGUGUGGACAAAGGGAUUGAUGAGAUGACCAGGCCAUGCGGAGUCAAGUCAAGGAAAACCCUUGGGAAGAUGAAGUCAUUGCAGCUGUCUCAGGACCUCAGCAAAAGGGGAAAGAUUCACCGGGACAACGCACCUGCGGGUUCGCAGAGCAGCCUGGGGAAGCCAAAGCCUACAGGAUAAGAUCUACCUUUGGGUCCGGCGAGCCCUGAUUCUGGACACUUAAUGGGAAUCCAGAAGAGAGGGCAUACCAGGUUCCCCAACAGAAUUCCAGCAAAACGAAUGGUAUGAACUCUGAGUCCAUCAAAAUACAGAACUGAGAUUUAUUAAAACUGAGGGGUUAUAGUUGCAGAAGAGAAUGUAAAUGUUCAAAACUUUGACAAAGAACAAUUAGCAUACACUGAUCAAUUAGGACAUGGCGGGGGGGGGGGGGAGUAGGGUGAAGAUUAAGAACUAACUGCCCCAUCUUGCACAGCCAGGUGUCAUGUCAAGUUAUAAUGUCUAAGAUUGUAUUCUAUAAUAUAGAAAAAACCUAGUGAGCGACCUUAAUUUUUUCAGUCUUUUUCUUGACCUUAAAUGCACUGGUUCUCAAAGUGUGGUCCCCAAUCAGUGGCAUCAGCAACACCUGCAAAACUGUUAGAAAUCGAGAGUCUUGGUCCCACCCCAGACCUGCUGGCUCAGACUGGGGCUGGGGCCCAGCAGUCUGCGUGCCCUCCAGAGGAUUCUGCUUUGCGCUCAAGUUUGAGAAUCACUGGCUUCCGUAGUUCUUUUAGGGACCAGUAGCCCUUACGGUGAAGAGACAUUUAUCUCAAGUUCAGCAGCCCCUUUCAUUUUUAAGUUCUAUAGCAUUCAAACAAAAUUAAAACCUUUUAAAAUAAAAAGUAUAGCGAUUCCCACCAUCAAUCCUGUCUGUGCCUAUGAAUCAAGAGGUCUGGAAACAUGCCCACUGUCUGUUAACACUGGUGAUUUUUUUUGAGUGGUGGUAUUAGACUGAGUGACUCUGUGUUUUCUGUAUGGACUGAAUACAGUGAACAUUGUAUCAUUUUUAUCAAAUAAAAUCAUUCUUUAAAACAAAAAAAGUGGUAAGGAUAUUUCAUCCUCUCCAUAGCAUAUCUCUUACCAAAAUCCACUUAUGCAAGUUUUACCUCCAAGGGCUGCCUCCUUUAUCUUAGUCCGGACGGUCUUACUCCUUGCCGCUCCUCUUCCCACAUCAAGACGCGUGGGUAAGCUUCCUUAAGUAUAUGUUGGGUUGACUUUUUAAUAACAAUUCUUGACUUAAAAUGUUUAACAUAAUUACAUAUAAUUUGAAUCAUUUUACUACUGUUCUUUUUAAAAAGAAAAGCCUUUUUUUCUCUGACAGUAACAAGUACAUAGAAAAGGGGCGCCUGGACAGCUCAGUCGGUAGAGCGUGUGACUCUUGAUCUCGGAGUCCUGAAUUUGAGCCCCACGCUGGGCGUAGAGAUUACUUGAAAAAAAAAAGUACAGAGAAGAGUGUGUAAAAGGAAGAAAAAUGCAUUCAUAAUCAAGCUGUUUAUAUAUAUUUAGGGUAAACUUAUGAUGUUUUUUCAUUAGUUUUUCUGAGCUUUUUUUGGUAGUUGAGGUAAUAUUUUAUAUAUUCAGUCUUUGCACAUAGUCACAUACAUGUUUAAAACAUGUUUGUAUGACAUUCAAGUUGACAUAUUUUUGGAAGGCAAGGGAUAGAAGCCCAUUCCCAGAAAGCUAAAAAUGUCUUAGAAACACUGGAUUAUCAUAUUAAAGUUUAGAGGGCUUAUUUGUUUUGGCUGUACGCAUCAUUAAAGACAUUAAAAGCUAGAUUAAGGGCACCUGGGUGGCUCAGUCGGUUAAGUGUCCGACUUCGGCUCAGGUCAUGAUCUCACGGCUCGUGGGUUCGAGCCCCACAUCAGGUUCUCUGCUGUCAGCACAGAGCCCACUUCAGAUCCUCUGUCGUCCUCUCUCUGCCCCUCCCCUGCUCACUCACUCUCUCUCUCAAAAAUAAAUAAACAUUUUUUAAAAAGCUAGAUUAAGUUUUACAGAUAAUUUUCUAAAGUGAAUUCUUACCUCAAAUUCGAGUCCCUUCGAGAUAGGGGCACCUGACUGGCUUAGUCAGUAGAGCAUGCGGACUCUUGAGCUCAGGGUUGUGAGUUUGAGCCCCACCUGGAGUGUAGAGAUUACUCGAAAUUCUAAUCCCUUCUAAUGAUGUUUAAAAUAAUAUUUAGUAAAGAAGAAAUUAAUGUUAUGAAGUUCUUGCUGAUAACAAUUUCUGCAAGGGAUUACAGGGAACACAGUGCUGCUCACUUAAUGGUCUCUUUACAACUAUGGUGAAAAAACAUCAUCAAAGAGGUUCCUCAAAAAGCUAACCAUAGAAUUACCAUAGGAUUUCACCCUUAGGUAUAUACCCCAAAGAAUUGAAAACAGGGACUCACCCACUUGUAUGCCAGUGUUCGUUGUGGCAUUAUUCACAGUAGCCAAAAGGUGGAAACCACCAGCGCGUCCAUCAACAGAUGAAUGGAUAGACAAAAUGUGGUCUGUCCGUACGAUGGAAUCUUACUCUGCCAUAAGAAGAAAUGAAGUGCUGGUACAUGCUACAACUUACAUAAGCCUUGAAGACAUCAUGCUGAGUGAAAUAAGCUGGUCAUAAAAGAACAAAUACUGUACCACUCGACUUAUAUGAAAUAUUUAGAAUAGGUUGGAAAUAAUUUUAUUUUAAAAACAUCUAUCGUUUUGGCUCCCAUUUCUAUAUAUGUGAACUGUUUUUUUUAACUUCUGAAACACUGAAGAUUUUCCCUUUCCCCUUUUCUCUGAUAUUCUGAAAUGUAUGGAG